Polistes dominula (European paper wasp) is the source of this 803-nucleotide messenger RNA. RefSeq names its product small ribosomal subunit protein uS7. Lineage: Eukaryota; Metazoa; Arthropoda; Insecta; Hymenoptera; Vespidae. Gene Ontology annotation, biological process: translation. The record is from RefSeq and is a predicted model, not a curated record. Gene Ontology annotation, cellular component: small ribosomal subunit. Gene Ontology annotation, molecular function: RNA binding; structural constituent of ribosome.
AUCCGGAAAUCGUCACAAACUAAAGUGUCGAAUACCUUAUGGCCUUUCCUUUUUGCUCCCUGAUUCAAGGAAUACACGAGCAAUCACAAUGCCGGAUAUAGAAUCUUUUGAUGAUGUUGUGGUAACUACAACCUCCACUAUACCUGUCGCACUUUCUGCCGAGUUACCAGAAAUUAAAUUGUUUGGUCGGUGGAAUUGCGAUGAUGUGCAAGUCAAUGAUAUGUCUUUGCAAGAUUAUAUUGCUGUAAAAGAGAAGAAUGCUAAAUAUCUACCACACUCYGCUGGCCGUUAUGCUGCUAAACGWUUUCGAAAAGCUCAGUGUCCUAUCGUAGAACGCUUGACAAAUUCAUUAAUGAUGCACGGAAGAAAUAAUGGGAAAAAAUUAAUGGCUGUCAGAAUAGUCAAGCAUGCCUUUGAAAUUAUUCACCUUCUUACGGGUGAUAAUCCUUUGCAGGUUCUUGUGACAGCGAUUAUUAAUUCAGGACCAAGAGAAGACUCUACCCGUAUUGGUCGUGCAGGUACAGUUAGAAGACAAGCAGUAGAUGUUUCCCCAUUACGUCGUGUUAACCAAGCUAUUUGGUUAUUAUGCACUGGUGCACGAGAAGCAGCAUUCCGUAAUAUAAAAACAAUCGCUGAAUGUUUAGCCGAUGAACUUAUCAAUGCUGCGAAAGGAUCAUCGAAUUCAUAUGCGAUCAAAAAGAAAGAUGAACUAGAACGUGUCGCUAAAUCCAACCGAUAAACAUCAUAAUUUAUUAAACAUUUAAAUAAAAAUCUUUAAUACAUUAAAUGUUGUUGAUCAUUGA